GCUCUUCCACGGCAGCCUGGCCCUGGCCCCCAUGCUGGAGGUGGCGCUCAGCCUGAUUGAUUCUUGGUGCAGGGAGAACAGCUAUGUAAUAGCUGGCUACUAUCAAGCAAAUGAACGUGUGAAGGAUGCCAGUCCAAACCUGCUGGCUGAAAAGGUCGCCUCCAGGAUUGCAGAAAACUUCAGUGACACGGCCCUCAUAAUGGUGGAUAACACUAAAUUUACAAUGAAGUGCCUAAAACCAGCAGUUCAUGUGUAUGAGCACCAUGAAAAUAAAUGGAGAUGCAGAGACCCACACAUUGAUUAUUGUGAAGAUUGGACAGAGGCCCAGAGGAUCUCUGAAUCACUUUUGGAUAGCCGCUCCUACGAAACACUAGUAGAUUUUGACAAUCACUUGGAUGACAUUCGGAAUGACUGGACAAACCCAGAGAUUAAUAAGGCUGUUUUACAUCUCUGUUAAGAAGAUUCCCACUGAUUCGACUUGCUGGGAUUUUCACUGUGCUGAAGAGAAAAAAAAAGAGCAUUAAUUUUCAAAUGUAAAUAGAGAGGGGAUGGUCCCUUCAGGUGAGUGAGACCCAUCCCUUAGAAAAGGAUGUGUUGCUAUGCAGUCAAGUCUUUUUAAUGAGAAUCUUUGGGACAUCAACCAUAUUUUGGAGCCUUUUCUGUUGAUUGCCCUUCCGUCCUCAUCCUGGCAUUCUUGUUACUCUCCAGUGAGAAACGAGAUCUACUUGUUCCAAAUCGUUCGUAUUAAAAAGUUUUGACUUAACUUUUCAUAUCCUUUAGAGAUAAAUUUUUAAAAAAGAGAUUUAUGAAAUACCUUUCAGAGAGCUAACUGCUAGUUUUAUUUUUAAAGAAACUGCAUCUAAAUCGAUAACUGAACUUUCCACGGUCAGGUCAGUUUGGAAACUGUUGUUCCAAGUGCUGAUUUCUGGACAUGGUUGCAAUUGACUGAUACAUUCUACAAGGAGGAAACAACUUGAGAUACAGUAUAUUCCCAGAUGCUGCCAAGUUUCUUAGUUAUUCUGGGAAUGCUGCAAUUUUUCUCCUCCAGUUUGAGUGUUAUGAGUCCAUUUGGGUUCACCUUGAACACCAAGCCUCUUCUGUGAGUUCAGUAUGGGUGGAAGAGGCCAAACAGCCAAGUAAGUUAUAAAUACGUGUUUUUGUUCACCAAACAAAAAGCAAAGUAGUUCUCUUUAUUCUUGUGCCUGGGGGGAAAAAAACCAUGUAAUUUCUUUGAUGUUUAAUUAUUGCACAAACAUAGGAAAAGAAGUUACAGCCAUGGAUUUCAGUUCCUGAAAUAAUUACAAUGAAGUGGCCUCUAGCCCCAGCACUCCCGCCUUGGUUCCCCCUUCAGGAAAGGGACUCUGGCAGCUGCUUGGUCUGAUUUUGAAAUAUACUCUUCUCAUUUGCCGAUUCUGUUCAAAUCCUCCAAGCUGUGAUUAGUUAUUCAGGUUUUCAGAGACCCUCCUUUUCCAGGUUCAGAAAGAAUAGCCAGCUGUGAUUCAUCACGAAACAAGAUGCAAACUUUUAAUCUUUUAACACAAAGGGGGAGAACGUGCCACCCCAUUCAAAAUGGCUGCACUCCAAGCAUCGUGCUCAGGAAAGCCUCCCCAUCCAAUCUUUCAUCGAGGUGCUGGUUCCCCAGUGCGUAACUCCCAUAGCACCCACACGUACUGAUGGACACAUCUCCUGUCUACAUUCUAGUAAAAGUAGAUGUUGAAGAAGAGCACAACUGUUGAUCUUUCAUAGCUGGCGUUCCUGUUGGUUCUCAUGCUAUUUUCUUGCAAGCAGAUUUUAUAGUCUUAACAGUUUGGUUUCAUGUUGAGCUGUUUGGAUCAGGCUUGUAAUAUAAUGGUUUUGUGGUGUAAAGUGUAAAAGAGUCUUUCAAACGUUAAAACCUGUUUCGCUUGGGAUUUUUUUUUCCUUUUUUAAUAUAACUUUUCAUGGGGAUGGUUGCAUCUUCCUUGUGCUAAUUGUUUUUCAUGUCUGAUUUUCUUUGUUUCUUCCACCCUGACCGAUCCUGUAUUAAUGCAACCUUUUAUUUAUGGCAUAUUCUGUAUCUCAAAAGUAACCGUUUGAGCUUUUAUGUUGCUUUCUUUCCCUCAUCACCUUGAAAAUAAAGCUGAUGAAACAAGC
Messenger RNA from Python bivittatus (Burmese python), 2133 nucleotides. RefSeq names its product ER membrane protein complex subunit 8 (gene EMC8). Gene Ontology annotation, cellular component: EMC complex. The record is from RefSeq and is a predicted model, not a curated record. Lineage: Eukaryota; Metazoa; Chordata; Lepidosauria; Squamata; Pythonidae.